Penicillium diatomitis is the source of this 1347-nucleotide messenger RNA. RefSeq names its product FAD-dependent oxidoreductase. The transcript is spliced from 2 exons. Gene Ontology annotation, molecular function: monooxygenase activity; FAD binding. Lineage: Eukaryota; Fungi; Ascomycota; Eurotiomycetes; Eurotiales; Aspergillaceae. The coding region runs from base 1 to 1347 and encodes 448 amino acids. The record is from RefSeq and is a predicted model, not a curated record.
AUGAGCGCUCUCACUCCCCCUCGCGACAUCGCCAUCGUCGGUGCGGGCAUUGCGGGCAUUGCCUGUGCACUCUCACUUUCACGAGAACUCACACCCUUGGUACCCGACCUCCAAAUCACCAUCUACGAGCGCCAUGAUAUUCUGUCGACAUCUGGAGGCGCCAUCAAUCUCACACCGGUCGCACAACGACAUCUCGCACAACUGGGGGUGCUCGACGAGCUGGACCGCAUGGGAUCCGAAGGUGGCGCGGACGUGGAAGCCAUUGAACUGUUCUCGAUGCGCUCCGGUCGACCUAUUGGGUCCAUCGACUUUGUGGAUCAAAAGGGGAAUGGGUUUGGAGGAUACAAGGGCCGCCGUGUCAUGCGGAUCGUUCUCUCCAUGGCGAUGAUGGCGGUCAUUGAGCGCACGCCUAAUGUGGAGGUGGUCUUUGGUAAGAAGGUGCUGGGUGGAGAGGAAAUCAAUGAAAAGGCGGUUCUGCAUUUCAGUGAUGGCACCGAGGUCAUCUCGGAUCUGGUGGUCGGCUGUGACGGGGUGCACUCGGCCGUGCGCACCCGCUGGGUUGAUCCCGACAGUGUAUCUCAGUACACGGGCAUGUCCUUUCUUCAAGCGACCAUCCCGACCAAGAGUCUCUCGUCCAAAAUACAUUUCAGAUCCUCAGCUCUCAACGUCUCGCGUCAUGGCUCGUUGCUGACGAGUUUUAUCGACUCCGAUCACGAACAGAUCUUUGCUGCGGCAAUCGUGCAAUUCGAUGAAGCAGAGCUGAGCAACUACCGCCUGGACUCCGGACAGGAUUGGGCUUCGAAGGAUCGAAUCCGUCGAGACUUACGGAACGAGAUGCGGGAGCGAUUCGCCAAGUCGGCCCUGCCUUGCAUCCGCGAGAUGGUAGAUAGCAAGGCAGACUGGAUGCUUUAUCCAGUAUACCAGGUGCAACCAGGGAGUCGCUGGUGCAUGAAUCGCGUCAUUUUGUUGGGAGACGCAGCACAUGCGAUGCCACCCCGAGACGAAUCUGCCGCAUACGCAUUGGACGAUGCGAUCCUCUUCGCUCGCAUUCUCUCUCGAUACUACCAGGAACCGCUGACAGAGGUCUUUGAAGCAUACGAGCGACUUCGCCGAGAGACGGUGGAAAGUGCUUUUAAAGAAUCAAGGCGGAUGUGGGAUCGAAAUCGUGACAUGGGAUUCUUAGAGAGUCGACUGAAGGAAUGGAUGAUGCCGUUUCAGAUUCGCAAUCGUCGUGAAAAGCGGGAAUCUGCGUGGGAAUUCGAUGCUACAAAGGUCUUGCUCCCGACUCCCACACCGAGUGAGGACAUGGUGUCGUUGAACUCGUUUCUGAGGGAGGAAAAGGUGUGA